Aethalodelphis obliquidens (Pacific white-sided dolphin) is the source of this 3865-nucleotide messenger RNA. RefSeq names its product phosphodiesterase 4C (gene PDE4C). Gene Ontology annotation, molecular function: 3',5'-cyclic-nucleotide phosphodiesterase activity. The transcript is spliced from 15 exons. The record is from RefSeq and is a predicted model, not a curated record. Gene Ontology annotation, biological process: signal transduction. NCBI's taxonomy places the organism in Eukaryota, Metazoa, Chordata, Mammalia, Artiodactyla, Delphinidae. Bases 92 to 2179 code for a protein of 695 amino acids.
UGCCCUCUCCCCGCCGGGCCCCGCCCCCGUGGUUGUCCAGAAAAGGUCCCGCGCAGCCUGUACUCCGUCCAGCCUCCACGCGGUCUUGGCGAUGCAGGGUCCCCCUGCGUCCGCCCCGGCCCCUGUGCCCAGCUCCCCCCGGGGCUCCCCGCGCGGCUCCCCCGGGCUCUUCAGGAAGCUCCUGGUGAACCAGAGCAUCCGCCUGCAGCGGCGCUUCACCGUGGCCCAUCCGCUGUGCUUGGACCUGGAAAAUGGGCUGUCAUGCGGAAGAAGCGCCCUGGACCAUCAGGCUGGGUCUGGCCUUGGCCGGGUCAUCCAAGCCCCUGCCCAGCACAGCCAGAGGCGGGAGUCCUUCCUGUACCGCUCAGACAGUGACUACGAACUCUCGUCCAAGACCAUGUCCCGGAACUCCUCUGUGGCUAGCGACCUACACGGAGAAGACGUGAUUGUGACACCCUUUGCCCAGGUCCUGGCCAGUCUGAGGACGGUUCGGAGCAACGUUGCGACCCUUGCCCACCUGCAAGGCCGCGGGGCAGCCAAGCAGGCAUGCGUCGGGAACACCCCAUCUGGCAGUCAGCCCCCUCCACCAACAGAGGACACUGGGCAGAAGCUGGCUUUGGAGACACUGGACGAGCUGGAUUGGUGUUUGGAUCAACUGGAGACACUGCAGGCGCGGCACUCGGUGGGGGAGAUGGCCUCCAACAAGUUCAAGUGGAUGCUGAACCGGGAGUUGACUCACCUGUCUGAAGCCAGCAGCUCUGGGAACCAAGUGUCUGAGUACAUAUCCCGAACCUUCCUGGACCAGCAGACUGAGGUGGAGUUGCCCAGGGUGACCCCCACGGAGCCCCCAAGGCCCAUGUCCCAGAUCAGCGGCCUGCGUGGACUCCCCCACAGUACCAGCCUUUCUGCAGCCACUGUCCCACGCUUUGGGGUCCAGACUGAUCAGGAGGGACAACUGGCCAAGGAGCUGGAAGACACCAAGAAGUGGGGGCUUGAUGUGUUCAAGGUGGCAGAGCUAAGUGGGAACCGGCCCCUCACAGCUAUCAUGUUCAGCAUCUUUCAGGAACGGGACCUGCUCAAGACAUUUCGGAUCCCAGCAGACACACUUGCCACCUACCUACUGACACUGGAGGGUCACUACCACAACGAUGUGGCCUACCACAAUAGCCUACACGCCGCUGACGUGGCCCAGUCUACACAUGUGCUGCUGGCCACACCUGCGCUUGAGGCCGUGUUCACUGACCUGGAAGUCCUGGCUGCCAUCUUUGCAAGCGCCAUCCAUGAUGUGGAUCAUCCUGGGGUCUCCAAUCAGUUUCUCAUUAACACCAACUCAGAGCUUGCACUUAUGUACAAUGAUACCUCCAUGCUGGAGAACCACCACCUGGCUGUGGGCUUCAAGCUGCUGCAGGCAGAGAACUGUGACAUCUUCCAGAACCUCACCACCAAGCAGCGGCUGAGUCUGCGCAGGAUGGUCAUCGACAUGGUGCUGGCCACAGACAUGUCCAAACACAUGAACAUCCUGGCUGACCUCAAGACCAUGGUGGAGACCAAGAAGGUGACAAGCCUUGGAGUCUUGCUGCUAGACAACUACUCCGACCACAUCCAGGUCUUGCAGAGCCUGGUGCACUGUGCCGACCUCAGCAACCCCACGAAGCCGCUGCCGCUCUACCGCCAGUGGACAGACCGCAUCAUGGCUGAGUUCUUCCAGCAGGGCGACCGUGAGCGCGAAUCAGGCCUGGACAUCAGCCCUAUGUGCGAUAAGCACACGGCCUCAGUGGAGAAGUCCCAGGUGGGUUUCAUUGACUACAUCGCCCACCCACUGUGGGAGACGUGGGCUGACCUGGUACACCCAGAUGCACAGGACCUGCUGGACACUCUGGAGGACAACCGCGAGUGGUACCAGAGCAAGAUCCCCCGCAGCCCUGUGGAGCCCACCAGCCCCGAGCAGGGUGGUCCCGACAGAUUCCAGUUUCAGCUGACUCUGCAGGAAGCAGAAGAGGAGGAGGGAGAGGAGGAGGGAGCACUGGGUGGGGAGGCCUCAGAGUCACCUGACACUGAGCUCUUGUCCCCUGAGGCCAGCCCAGACCCUGGGGCCCUAUACCUGGACAACCAGAGGACCGUGGGCAAGCCCUGUGUGGACCAUGAGGGCAAUGUGAUGGCUGAGGCUUUGGGCACCUAGUGGCCCCUGAAGGGUGUGUAGACUUUCCAGGCAGAGGUCCCAGGUGGCCCCUGCUUUGCCUUCCCCACCCACUGAGGGAGACAAUCAGGCUUUUAGCUACAGACAGCUCUCAGGGUUGAAUUGGAGGCACCUGGCGGGAUCCAUUCUGACCCUGAGCUCAGCUGAGAGAGCUCUCCAAGGAGCUGGGCUGGGGGCAGCCUCUUCCAGGGCCCUUGAGUUCUCCCUCCUGGACUUCAACCCCUGGUGUAGAAAGGGAGUAUCUGCCAGGCCCCUUGUGCAUCUUCUCCAGUGGUCACUCUUCAGCCACGUCAAUCACUUUAUUUUUUCAUUCUUUAUCCGAUAUUUACCAGGCACCUACUGUGUGCCAGGCCUGUGCCUCUUAUGUGCCUCUGGGUUAGCCCUGCACAAGGAGGUGGGGAGUCAGCCUCAAGGAGUUCCCCCCUCCCCGAGACACCUCCCCUUCACCUGCAAGGCAGCUCAUUACAAGAGAACAAGAACUUGAAUGGGAGAAUUCUCAGCACCAAAGCUUCAUCCAGACCCAGUCUGGCUCUGGAGCUCUGGUGGGGGGUGAUAGGGGGCCAUGAAAGAGAGGGCUGUGUGUCAGGAACUGUCUCUGAAGACUGAUUUAGCCUUCAUUGCUUGUGCACUGGCUGUUGCUUUAAGUUGCUGUGGUUUCUGUCUUCAGGUCUAAGGAUCCUAGUCCUCCCUGGUCCCAGGACCCCCUGCUGGCUCGCUUAUACUUUCUCCCUCUCUAGAACAGCAACACAGACUUCUCCCCCAGGGAAGGUCUCUCGAUCUUCUGAUUCUGAGGCUGUACCAGAUUCCCCGUAGGGAAAAGGAGGCUUCUGAUGCUUUCUUGCGAGUCACAGCCCCUUCUGGGCCUCAGUUUCCCCUCCAUGGCCUGAUCCUUAGUACUUGGGUAAACUUUGGUUGGAGGGUGGUGUUUGUGACCUCCCUGAAAUAUCUUAGAAAUAUGGGGCAUUCUCUGGGUUUAAAUAAACUCUAUCACCCAUAAUUAGUACCGUGCCCAUUUCACGGAUGGGGAAACAGGAGCGGAGAGGUCCUGUGGCCUGAGGGCUCAGGGCCCUGUAGCUGGGGGGCAGACGUUAGCCAGCGGCGCCCCCUGGUGGCUGGAGGCACAGCGGGGAGGCGGGGCGAAUUCGGGGCCCUUCCUCGCUUUGCCAGAAGUCUUUCCCGCACCCAGCUUGGUUGAGUUCGCCCUGAGGGUGCCGGCCUGGUGCAGAGCAGGUGAGGCGGCUCUGUGCUCAAGUCUCAGAUUCAAUUCUCGCUUCCGGAGGCCUCAGUAUCCCCCCAUCCCACCCCACCCCCCACCCCCAGCCUCCCUCCCCGCGUGUCUAAUGAUUUAUACAUGGCACAAGUCAUCACAGCAGCCCCUGGCUUCAAGAACAGCAGGCUUCAUUCCUAAAUAAUUUCAUUAAUAAUUUCAUUCCAUUGAUGAUUCAUCGUCAUCACAAUUAAUGAUCAAAUGCCACAGAGGGAGAAUUAAAGGGCAUCUGGAUCAUGAACUUGGUGCAUUUCCUUCCACACUUUUAAAAGGCAGAGAUUUAUGGGAUUUUUAUUUAUAUAUAUUUUUUAUCCUUUCCACCUUGCAAGUAAUACAUGUCACUGUAGAGAAUCCGAAAAUAAUGGAAACAUGUAAAGACGAAAAUAAAAUUCUGCUGUAAC